AUGUCAACCAGCUACAGCUACCCCAACGACAGCAUGGCCAGCCAUCCAUACUACCCCCCUGAUCUGGUGCUCCCUGGCUUCGUGCCAAACGAAAUCUCUGUACCAGUCCUCCUUGCCUCCUUUGCCGGUGCCGCGAGCUUAGUGAUAUGGGUUACCUCGGUACUCGCACGAACCAUUAGGCCCGGAAUCAGCAGGGCUGACCUGUUCACGGCCAUGUGGUUCAUGCUCUGCGGCUGUAUCCACCUCUUCUUUGAAGGUUACUUCGCGUACCACAACGGCUCGAUGCCGGCGCGCUCUGAUCUCUUUGGCCAGCUGUGGAAAGAGUACGCGAAAUCGGACAGGCGAUACCUCACACGCGACUCUUUUACGGUGUGCAUGGAAACGGUCACCGCGGUUGCAUGGGGACCACUGUCCUUCCUGAUCGGAUGGUUCGUGAUCAAAGACAACCCGCUCCGCCACCCGCUGCAGAUCAUUGUCAGCCUCGGCCAGCUAUACGGGGAUGUGCUGUACUACGCCAUCUUCUUCUUCGACGAGUCCGUUUACGGCGCCGUCUACUGCCGCCCCGGGUCCUUCUACUUUUGGGCCUACUUCGUCAUGCUCAAUGGGUUCUGGAUCGUCAUCCCUUUGAUCCACAUUGUUCGGAGCACCGUGGCAUGCGCAAGAGCCCUUCAGUUCGUGCAGGAUGCUACGAAGCAAAGAAGGUCAAAAUGA
Thermothelomyces thermophilus ATCC 42464 is the source of this 711-nucleotide messenger RNA. RefSeq names its product Emopamil-binding protein. Lineage: Eukaryota; Fungi; Ascomycota; Sordariomycetes; Sordariales; Chaetomiaceae. Gene Ontology annotation, molecular function: cholestenol delta-isomerase activity; C-8 sterol isomerase activity; steroid Delta-isomerase activity. Bases 1 to 711 code for a protein of 236 amino acids. The record is from RefSeq and is a predicted model, not a curated record. The transcript has 2 exons. Gene Ontology annotation, biological process: sterol biosynthetic process. Gene Ontology annotation, cellular component: endoplasmic reticulum; membrane.